CGCAAUUCCGACGACAGAAUGAGGCCCGAGCCCACCGAGAGAGACAGGCUGCUGCCGGACACUCGCCAUCGUCCUCAUGGCGAUGGCUACCUCGAUCCAGAUGACCCCGCUGUCUCACCAUACAACCUCUGGACCGUCCGCUUCCUCCGCUACCUCUCCAUCCUCUUCCUCGCCAUCUCCUUCCUCUGGUGGGUGCUCCUCCUCGUGAGCAUCUUCGUCUCCCCGCCCGGCCUCAACACCCGUGGCUCCGGCUUCUUCGACUUUGCUUUCACCUGCCUCACUCUGGGCAUCCUCCUCAACACCCUCAUGUUCUUCUCCGGUCCCAGCUUGGCCAUGCGCAUUACCCAGGGUGUCCUCGCCUUGAUCCUCCUGGUCGAUGUCAUCAUCAUCGUCUCGGUCCCUCGUCUUCGCGCUGAGGAGAGUGCUCCUGGUGUCGCCAGCGCCGUCUGGACCACUCUCAUGGCCACCUUUUGCAUCAUCACCGACCGCACCGUCGCAUGGGGCAAGAAGGAGGAAGAGGAGCGUCUCACCGGCCGUCCCGAGACAAAGCGUACCCUCGUGGAGUGGCUCGCCGUCCUCGCUUCCACCGUCAUCAACGUCGUCUUCAUCCUCAUCACCAUCCUCAUGACCUGCACUCUGGUCAUCCGCAGUCUCGAUGCCGGUCUUAAGAUGGACGGCAAGCGCUACGCUGUCGACAGCCACAAGUACGAAGUCCACUUCUCCUGCUACGGCAAUGCGACCACCGACUCUUCCGGCCACCGCACUCCCACCGUCCUCAUCGAAUCCGCCGAAGAUCCCGUCGAGUACGACUUCGAACACUGGGCCUACAACGCCGUCAAAAACGGCACCAUCGACCGCUACUGCUACUGGGACCGCCCGGGCUACGCUUGGUCCGACAACGCUCCAUCUCCUCACUCCGCGGGCAUGGCCGCCGACAACCUCGCCGAAGUCCUCGCCAUCACCGGCGAAGAAGGUCCCUGGAUCCUCGUCUCCGCUGGAUACGGCAGCAUCGUCUCCCGCAUCUUCUCCGCCCGCAAACCCCGCGACAUUGCCGGAAUCAUGAUGGUCGACCCGCUGCAUGAGGACCUCCUCUACCGCAUGGCAUCUCCCACGCGAGGAUUCCUCCUCUGGGGUUACGGCAUCAUCUCCCCUCUCGGCAUCCGACGAAUCAUUGGCUCCCUCUUUGGUGGCCAGACCAAGGAAGACCGCGUCUACGGCAAGAACAACCAGCAGAGCGGCAAGCGCCUCAAAGCCAUGUUGCAGGAGAACCUCGUCGCCAACUCCUUUACUCGCGCGGACAUCAACACUGCUCGUACGAUCCAAGCGGAGGACACUCCUCUCGUGGUCGUCUCGUCGGGGUACCACGUUUCGAAAGACGAUGAGUGGGCCAACAAGCAGCGUGACUUGACGAAGAUUACCGGCAAGCUCAUCUCCUGGGAUGUCGUCAAGAAGGCGCCGCAUUACGUCUGGCGGACGAUGGAGGGACGGGAUACCAUGGAGAAGAGAUUGGGAGACUUGGUG
This is a messenger RNA of Zymoseptoria tritici IPO323, 1521 nucleotides long. RefSeq lists its product as uncharacterized. The transcript is spliced from 2 exons. Lineage: Eukaryota; Fungi; Ascomycota; Dothideomycetes; Mycosphaerellales; Mycosphaerellaceae. The annotation marks the transcript as partial. The record is from RefSeq and is a predicted model, not a curated record.